CAGGAUUAUAGUACGGGCACUUCAGUCUUGAACUCGAUCGAGGAAUAGUCGCUGUCGGCUUGACCGAGUAAAAAUUUUGGUGUAAAUCAGUUCACAUAGAAAAAGAUAAAUACACAUAAUUACCGGGCCAGAAAUUAACGAUUCUUUUGCUGUAUAUCUGUUGGUGAGACUGUUAUUUCGGAAGAGUCACAAAAAUGUCAGACAGAAAAGCUGUGAUCAAGAAUGCUGAUAUGUCUGAGGAUAUGCAGCAGGAUGCUGUUGAUUGUGCAACGCAAGCUCUUGAAAAAUAUAACAUAGAGAAGGAUAUUGCUGCCUUUAUUAAAAAAGAAUUUGAUAAAAAGUAUAAUCCAACCUGGCAUUGCAUCGUAGGACGUAACUUUGGAAGUUAUGUGACACACGAAACAAGACAUUUUAUCUACUUUUACCUGGGUCAGGUAGCGAUUCUCCUCUUCAAAAGUGGAUAAAUUGGAUUCUAUUUUGCAUUUACCAUCCUUUCUUCUUCCCUUCACACAUGCUACAUGGAAUACUUUAAAUCGCAUCAACAUCUGUAAGAGAAAUUACAAUUCUGUAUACAAUGAAAGUUUGUUUAUUCAAACAAUAUGCACUCCCAGUUGAAAACAUGAAAUUAUAUAUUAUUAUUGGUA
Molecule: messenger RNA, 644 nt
Organism: Osmia bicornis bicornis
Lineage: Eukaryota; Metazoa; Arthropoda; Insecta; Hymenoptera; Megachilidae
Product: dynein light chain 2, cytoplasmic
Exons: 3
Coding region: 195-464 (89 amino acids)
Biological process (GO): microtubule-based process; cilium assembly
Cellular component (GO): cytoplasmic dynein complex
Molecular function (GO): dynein light intermediate chain binding; dynein intermediate chain binding
Source: RefSeq, a predicted model, not a curated record